CCGGGUCGGGCCAGCGGCAGCGAUCGGGAUGGAUUUGGCAGUGGCGGCGGUGGGGGGCGCGGGCGCGGCGCCGCAGCACCAGCAGAUCCGCGAUGAAGUGGCCGAGAAGUGCCAGAAGUUGUUCUUGGACUUCCUAGAGGAGUUUCAAAACAGUGAUGGGGAGGUCAAGUACUUGCGAGAUGCUGAAGAACUGAUCCGGCCAGAGCGGAACACGUUGAUCGUCAGCUUUGCGGAUUUGGAGCAGUUCAAUCAGCAGCUCUCUACCACUAUUCAGGAGGAAUUUUACAGGGUUUAUCCAUACCUGUGUCGAGCCACAAAAACUUUUGCCAGAGACCACGGGAAUGUUCCUGCAAACAAGGACUUUUAUGUUGCAUUCCAGGACCUGCCUACCAGACACAAAAUUCGAGAGCUGACUUCGGCCAAAAUUGGCUCCCUGCUGCGCAUCAGUGGGCAGGUGGUUCGUACCCACCCCGUCCAUCCAGAGCUGGUCAGCGGGACCUUCCUGUGCCUCGACUGCCAGACGGUGAUCAAAGAUGUGGAGCAGCAAUUCAAAUACACCCUGCCAAACAUCUGCAGAAACCCAGUCUGUGCCAACAGAAGGAGGUUCCUGCUGGACACAAACAAAUCCAGAUUUGUUGAUUUCCAAAAGGUGCGCAUCCAGGAGACGCAGGGCGAGCUGCCGCGGGGCAGCAUUCCGCGCAGCGUGGAGGUGAUCCUGCGCGCAGAGGCCGUGGAGUCUGCCCAGGCGGGUGACAAGUGUGACUUCACCGGCUCCCUGAUUGUCGUGCCUGACGUGUCCCAGCUCUCCACACCAGGGUUACGCGCGGAAACCGGCGCGCGGGUGAUGGGGACGGAGGGCUACGAGAGCGAGGGCAUCCGGGGACUGCGCGCCCUCGGCGUCCGGGAGCUCUCCUAUAAGCUCGUCUUUCUGGCUUGUUACGUUGCCCCAACAAAUCCACGGUUUGGUGGAAAAGAGCUCCGAGAUGAAGAACAGACUGCUGAAAGCAUUAAAAACCAAAUGUCUGUGAAAGAGUGGGAAAAGGUUUUUGAAAUGAGCCAAGAUAAGAACCUUUACCAUAAUCUGUGUACCAGCCUCUUCCCCACUAUCCAUGGUAAUGAUGAAGUGAAACGUGGGGUCCUGCUGAUGCUCUUUGGAGGAGUUCCCAAGACCACUUCAGAAGGCACUUCAUUGCGUGGGGACAUCAAUGUUUGUAUUGUUGGUGAUCCAAGUACAGCCAAGAGUCAGUUUCUAAAGCACGUGGAUGAGUUCAGUCCCCGUGCUGUGUACACCAGUGGCAAAGCCUCCAGCGCCGCGGGUCUGACGGCGGCUGUGGUGAAAGAUGAGGAGUCCCAUGAAUUUGUCAUCGAGGCUGGAGCCCUGAUGCUGGCAGACAACGGGGUUUGUUGCAUUGAUGAAUUUGACAAGAUGGACGUGCGGGAUCAAGUAGCCAUUCAUGAGGCCAUGGAACAGCAGACAAUAUCCAUUACUAAAGCUGGAGUGAAGGCUACUCUGAAUGCCAGGACCUCCAUUUUGGCUGCAGCAAACCCAGUUGGUGGCCGCUAUGACAGAUCCAAAUCACUGAAACAAAAUAUCAACCUGUCAGCUCCUAUCAUGUCCCGCUUCGAUCUCUUCUUCAUCCUUGUGGAUGAAUGCAAUGAGGUGGUUGAUUACGCCAUUGCCCGGCGCAUCGUGGACCUGCAUUCCAGAGUGGAGGAGUCUGUUGACCGUGUCUAUUCCUUGGAUGAUAUCCGAAGGUACCUACUGUUUGCAAGGCAGUUUAAACCAAAGAUAUCCAAGGAGUCUGAGGACUUCAUAGUGGAGCAGUACAAGCGGCUGCGGCAGCGUGAUGGCUCUGGAGUGACCAAGUCAUCCUGGAGGAUCACGGUGAGGCAGCUGGAGAGCAUGAUCCGCCUGUCUGAGGCCAUGGCCCGCAUGCACUGCUGUGAUGAGGUUCACCCAAAACAUGUGAAGGAAGCUUUCAGGCUUUUAAAUAAGUCCAUCAUUAGAGUUGAGACUCCUGACGUCAAUUUAGAUCAAGACGAUGAACAGCAAAUGGAGGAUCAAGAGGACCAAGAUGGAGUCAAUGGUGAGGCAGAAGCUCCAGCUGGGGUCAAUGGACUCGUGAAUGGGAUCAACGGCCAUUCUGAGGAUGUGAGCAAGGAUGCUGCACCCAAAGCUUCUCUCAGGCUGGGCUUCUCCGAGUACCGACGGAUUUCUAACCUCCUGGUGCUGCACCUCAGGAAGGCAGAGGAAGAAGAGGAUGAUGCAGCACUAAAGAGAAGUGAACUUAUUAAUUGGUAUCUAAAGGAAAUCGAAUCUGAAAUCGACUCUGAAGAAGAACUGAUAAAUAAAAAGAGGAUCAUAGAGAGGGUCAUUCACCGACUUACACAUUAUGACCACAUUCUGAUCGAGCUGUCCCAGUCAGGACUGAGAGGAUCCAGAGAAGAGGAGAAUUUUGAUGAUGAUCCAUACCUGGUUGUCAACCCAAACUAUCUGCUGGAGGACUGAGGGCUGAGAAUGGCAUUCUCAGUAGAGCUGACUGGUUAUAGGCUGGAAAAUGCAUUCUUUUCUUGCAGGGGUUGCUGUAUGGCAAAUUCCUUAAAUUCCUAUGACUGUCCCAGAGUGUGGUCAGUAAUAAGUGAUUUCUCACUUACACUGAGCAGACCUGGAAAGCCUUUAAAGACAUGUCACACAUAUCUUAGUUCUGCUGUUAGCUCUGAAUUUCAGUGCCAUCGUCUGGAUGCAGAGGAGAAUCAUCCAACAGCUUUUUUCAUCAUCAAGCUAUGUAGAUGUUUCUGUUUUAAAUAAGAUUAAUUUUACAUUGUUCUUCUUUAGUAGACAUUUUAUGCUAUAGGUUUUUACUCUUUUUCUUAUUAACAUAAGUAAAAGCUCAUUAAAUGCUUGACAGUGGAUUUGUCAUUACUCACGUGUAAGAUUGCUGUUUUCUAUGCCUGUAGUUUGAGGCUGAACAAAAUAGUGAUCUAAAUGUUUAAUGUCUUUAGGAAGACCAGAUUUCUUGGAUGGCAGAUGCUCUUUUGAAGAAGUUUUUUUUAACUUCCUGUAAUAGACAAUGAGAAACUGAUUGCUCUCUUUCUUUUUAGAUGGACUAAAGAUGUGCAGGCUCCUGUUGUGUAUGUAAAGUAGAAAAUUGCCAAUAGCCAAACCCAAAGCAAGGCUUUAAGUCAGCAGGGCAGAAACCCCAACCUUGAUGAAAGUCUUGACUUGUAAGUGAAUUGAAAACUGCCACCAUUUGUGGAUUUUGAAUUUUUAAGACUAUAUUUGUAAACCUAUUUGUAGAUCUUUCUAUAAGAAAACUUUGCUUGAAUUUCUGUUCCCCCUUUUUUUUUUUUUACUGUAAACUACUGGAUUAUUAAAUAAUCUAUUAAGAAUUAAAAAUUACUGACUAUUUGUCUUGUUGACCGGAUACCAGCACCUAAGAAACAUUUAUAAUGCAUGAAAGAUAGCAAAAGUUACAUUUUUUAUUUAGAAAUAGUGUGAAAUAACUUUCUGAAGGAGGCUCAGGAGUGGAGCUGGUUUCUAAGGCAGUAUUCUUUUCCUGUUAGUGUCUCCCAGCUUUGGAGGGUUAUACCUUGGCCUUACUAAGCAUAUCAUUAAAAAUAACAGUUCUGUUUAAGGAGGAGAGGGAAUCAUAAAUAUUUGUCAUCAACACUACCCCAUCACUGAGCAUGAACUCCAACUGCAGUAACCUCCACUCAUUUCUUUCAUAAACCACAUUUUGGCAAAUUCUACAUUUCAUUAAAAAUAGCCACCCAGCUGCAACAACA
Hirundo rustica (Barn swallow) is the source of this 3786-nucleotide messenger RNA. It is a transcript of the gene MCM6, whose product is annotated as minichromosome maintenance complex component 6. The record is from RefSeq and is a predicted model, not a curated record. Gene Ontology annotation, biological process: mitotic DNA replication; double-strand break repair via break-induced replication; DNA replication initiation. The transcript has 17 exons. Gene Ontology annotation, cellular component: nucleus; MCM complex. Lineage: Eukaryota; Metazoa; Chordata; Aves; Passeriformes; Hirundinidae. Gene Ontology annotation, molecular function: single-stranded 3'-5' DNA helicase activity; ATP binding; single-stranded DNA binding. Bases 29 to 2509 code for a protein of 826 amino acids.